Molecule: messenger RNA, 713 nt
Organism: Phycomyces blakesleeanus NRRL 1555(-)
Lineage: Eukaryota; Fungi; Mucoromycota; Mucoromycetes; Mucorales; Phycomycetaceae
Exons: 1
Coding region: 179-511 (110 amino acids)
Source: RefSeq, a predicted model, not a curated record
UCAUCGUCGGUUGGAAGCCGGUAAUAAAUGCCGGCCCGGUGUCUUGAUUGACGUACCAGUAAGGCCCUGGAGUCACAAUCUGCAGAUCGGUCGCAUCAAUAAACCCAUCCACCAGUGUUCUGAAAGGCGAUGCGUCCGUCCAAAAGUAUGCUGCCCAGGCACUGAUGAACCCCAGGCCAUGCAACAGUUCGUGGAGUACAAUGUACCGGACAUCGAUCUGGUGUUGUUGAAUUGCGGCCGUGUCAUUAAAAAACCAAUAUUUCCCACCAGGAGGAACAUUACUACUAGUAUUACUAUUCGUAGAACUUGCGUUCCAUCCUUCACUCUGGGCCUUGUCAAAAUCAACAGCGGCCAUAUACGCAUCAUGGUUGAUCUCAAUGUCUACGUCAUGGUCGGCCCAGACCGAUGUAUUACUGUAUGGGGCAAGCUGUUUUGCAAGUGCCUGAGGGUACACAUAAUUCAAGUCGGCCCCAUCAUCAAAAAAUGGCAGUGUAAACUAAUGUUGCUUUGAAAGUUCAAUAAAACCCCAAAAUAGAUAGGAUAGAUAUACGAAAUGUGCUAUUUACUUUUAACUAAUAUAUAAUUAGAUAUGUUCUUGCUUACUUGGGAGGUGGGUGCACCCCAGCCAUAGGUACCAUUGUUACACUUUUUGUCACAGAAAUUAUAGUAUGAAAUCCAUAUACUAUAAAGAUGUUUGGUUGUUAUCCUCUUUG